GAUCGAGGCCGAGCUAACGAAAGUGGCACUGAAGGUUAUUCUGGAGAACCCCGGCCCCCCGCCUGCGUGCGAAGACCUAGGCUGGCACCAAGGCCAGAUAAAAAUAAUAGCGUGCGACGAUGAGAGAUCGGUUCAGCUGUACAAAGAGGCCAUCUCCGAAGUCGGAGAAGUGUACCCAAAUGCCAAGCUAGUGGUCGUGGACAGGAAGGAUAUUCCGUCCAGGCCGCGAGCAAGGGUUUGGUUACCUUCAACAGUCGAAGACCCGGCAGAGAUUAUGAAGCUCAUCCGGGUCUGCAAUCCGGAUAUCCCAACGCAGGAGUGGAGGUACGUCAAAACUAUUACCAACCAAAACAGCGCGGAUGAAUCGAAAGAGCAGAAGCGCGCCACCAUGCAGGCUCUCCUGCUCCUCACAGAGAACUCAAUUGAACCGUUAGCGAAAUGCGACGGGCAACUGAGAUACGCUUUUGUAAAGGUGAAGCUCCACAUUUAUAAAUCCGACACGGAUGCAAUUGAGUUCCUCGCCACGAAGGAAAGCGAAAAGCCCAUGAGGGAACUGGAACCCAUGAGCGAAACCGAGCCAAUGAGCGAAGACGACCAGCCCACCGAAGAGGAAUACGCCUCCUCAGGCUCAGAAAUGGGCUUAGGGAGGUUGUACUUCGAACGGGAGGAUAAACCUACACCACUGUAAAGAAGCCUGCCUUGCCCUCCUGGAUCGUCUGGCAGAAGAUCAGCCGGAUGUAGUCCUCAUCCAGGAACCCUGGGUACGGAAUGGCGAAAUCUGCGGUCUGAGGACAUCAGGUUAUAAAGUAUAUAAGACCAAUUGUGAAGGUACUAAAAGAGCAUGCAUAAUGGCAAAAGUACAUCUUAAUAUAUUUAUGAUUCAAAAUUUCAAUAACGCAGAUACUACGACGGUUAGCUGGGAAGUGAGCGGAAGCAACACCUGGCUAACCUCGUUCUAUUUUGCCGGAGACGUCACAGGUCCACUGCCGUCGCCGCUAAUAAGAAGCCUUGUGGAAGACUGCAAAGCUCACAACAGCAAACUAGUACUAGGAGGUGAUGCCAAUGCCCACCAUACCAUAUGGGGGAGCUCGGAUACAAACGAACGAGACUGCUGAACCGGCGUAGUUAAGGACGGGAAAUUCUGUGGAGCCUGAACUAUAUGGAACAUCUACGCGACCUUGAUUACCCGAACGAUAUGACUCUCUCGUUACGGCAUAGCGGACACAUGCAGACUUAAGCUUCCAAACUAAAAACAUAGAACUUCCAAUCAAUGUUACGAAACCCAAUAUCACAAAAAUUAACACUUUGAGCCAGAACACGUUCACAAUUUAUGGAGAACCCAUCGAUAACGUCAAUGGCCUCACUGUCUAGGAAGCCAAAUCACACAGGGCUAUAGAUCAAUAGAUGGUAUUGAUACUAGAACCAAAAAAGCCAAAGCAGUCUUUGCAAUCUUCGAAAAGAUUUGGUUUCCAAACAGCUAACGACGCGCACCAAACUCCGCAUUUUUAAAUCGAAUGUUAAAUACAUAUGUAUUGAUUACGAAAUGUAGCUGAUGCCUGUAUCUGCUACCUGAAAGUUGGAAACAUUUGUGAACCGACGUCUUAGAACCAUUCUUCGUAUCUGGUGGCCUGACGUUUGGUUCUCAAAUGAGCAACUCCAUGAUCGCAGCAGACAAAAACCAAUAGAUGUAGAAAUACGAGAACACAAAUGGAAGUGGAUGGGCAAACCAGCGAUCGACAUAAGUACAAGUAAGAUAGAAUGGCACUUGACUGGAACCCACAAGGAUCACGCCUCAAAAGAUCUUGGCGACGUAGCCUUAAUGACUAAAAAUUAAGACGAAAGCAAGAAGUAGACAACAUUGUCAAUACUUUAUUUCGGUACUAUGCGCCCAAGUCCGGCGCUCUAGCAACUAAAAAUGUAAUAAAUAAUACUCAAUGAUUUAACUUACCUAAGACACUCAAACAAUUGUAGCUGCCAAUUUUCUGGAAGCCGUUUACAUUCAAAUUCACCAAAAUUACAUUAAUUAAAAGUUCACUUACCUGUGUAUCAAUAUUUUAAAAAUUUAAAUCUCAAUUCUUCUUGUUAAAUAUAUACUUAAUUUAUUUUCUCCAACAGUCAGGAUAUAAGUAAAUACCCUUG
Messenger RNA from Anastrepha ludens (Mexican fruit fly), 2139 nucleotides. RefSeq lists its product as uncharacterized. Bases 275 to 688 code for a protein of 137 amino acids. NCBI's taxonomy places the organism in Eukaryota, Metazoa, Arthropoda, Insecta, Diptera, Tephritidae. The record is from RefSeq and is a predicted model, not a curated record. The transcript is spliced from 3 exons.